UAAAAAUUCCUCCCAUACAGUAGAUGUAAUGGCGAAGGCACUAGAUUACUCAGAUUCAGAUUUCUCUGAUGAUGAUUUGUCACCUUUGGACAUAUCCUUUAACAAGGCUGCUGAUCAUUUGAAGAAAAUAACCUCAAAGUUAAACAAUAAUCAACUUUUAGAGUUGUAUGGAUACUUCAAACAAGGUUUAGAAGGGGAGUGCAAUGUUCCGAGGCCAGGUUGGAUGGAUGGGCGCGGACGUCGAAAAUGGGAUGCUUGGAAAGCUCUGGGAGAUAUGCCAAAAGAUGAAGCUAAAGAAAGAUAUGUAAAGUUAAUACAAAAGUUUGAUCCUGAUUAUGAAUCACCUGAAACAAAGGAAAGUACUGGUCCUAAAGAAACAUGGGUGGCUGUAUCUUCUAUGCUACAUACACCAGAACCUGAUUUAAAUCUCGAUGAGCUUUCCAUUUUGGAUGCAGCCCGGGAAAAUAUGGGUGACAUGAUCACAGAACUUUUAAAAAACAAUCCUGAGUGGAAACAUGAAAGAGAUGAAAAUGGGUUGACUGCACUACAUUGGGCUGCAGACAGAGAUGCCACUCUUUCACUCACUGCAGCCAUAAAGGGGGGUUGUCCAAUAGAUGCUGUAGAUGACUGUGGUCAGACCGCCUUACACUAUGCUGCAUCCUGUGGCCAUUUAAAAUCAACAAAGAUUCUUGUUGAUGCAGGUGCAUCUUUACUAAAAGAUGAAGAGGAUUGCACGCCUAAGGACUUAGCAACUGAUAAUGAAAUCCGGAAAAUUCUGGAGGGUGCUGAAUAGACUGUCUUGUGCCAGUUUUAGUUAGAAGUAAUAUUGUGUUUCGCUCACAAAAUAUGUAGUAUUAUUAUGGGAAUAAAUGCACUGACAUACA
Molecule: messenger RNA, 884 nt
Organism: Hyposmocoma kahamanoa
Lineage: Eukaryota; Metazoa; Arthropoda; Insecta; Lepidoptera; Cosmopterigidae
Gene: anox
Product: acyl-CoA-binding domain-containing protein 6
Exons: 1
Coding region: 29-793 (254 amino acids)
Molecular function (GO): fatty-acyl-CoA binding; protein binding
Source: RefSeq, a predicted model, not a curated record